ACAUCUGGCCGUCAAGCUAGGUUAUCUUUUUUUUUUGUUGUUGUUCAUAUAGAAGAGAAAAGAGGGAGAAGAAGUUUUGGCGGUGCUAGUGUCCAGGGUUUAUACUUUUGAAUUCUACUAGUUCCAUAAUCGUUGGCAACGACAAGAGAGGAAUUCCGGUUCACUCGUUGGUUUCUUCCUUCACAUCCUUUCAAACAGUAAGGCGGUGGUGGGUUUACAUAAAUUAGAUAUGUCGGCAAAAUUCUCACCAACUUUACAAAUCAGUGAUCUCAAUGAUUACAUCGCCCCAUCACAAGCUUGCAUAGUCUCUCUAAAGGGGACUACUACGGCUAAGAAGCAGGAGACAGCCCAGAACCAAGUGGUGAUUGCACCUUCUGUCAAACAAUUGAACACAGAACCAGUUACAAUUUCAUUGAAAGACUGCUUGGCCUGCAGUGGUUGCAUUACUUCUGCAGAAACCGUUAUGCUUGAGAAGCAAAGCUUGGAAGAGUUCCUUACCAAUAUCAAAGAUGGAAAGGAUGUUAUUGUCUCUCUCUCUCCGCAGUCUAGGGCUUCAUUGGCUACACACUUUGGCCUUUCUCCAUCUCAGGUGUUUGGAAAACUCACUACCUUUUUGAAGUCCUUGGGGGUAAAGGCUGUAUUUGAUACCAGCUGUAGUCGAGAUUUAUCACUCAUUGAAUCGUGUAAUGAAUUUGUUGCUCGAUAUAAACAACAACAGUCGUUGCCAAUGAUUUCAUCAGCAUGUCCAGGUUGGGUAUGCUAUGCAGAGAAAACUCUGGGAUCUUAUAUUCUACCUCACAUUUCGUCUGUGAAGAGUCCCCAGCAAACAAUGGGAGCCACAAUCAAGAAUCAUAUUUGUCAAAGAAUGGGUUUCCGGCCGGAGAAUGUCUACCAUGUGACAGUUAUGAUGUGCUAUGAUAAGAAGCUCGAAGCUUCGAGGGAUGAUUUUUUGUUUCCGCUGGACUCAAAUGGAGAAACUAGGAAUGAUGCCGAAAACCCAAUGGUUGCAGAGGUAGAUUCGGUCUUGACAUCAGGAGAGGUCUUGGAAUUGUUACAGCGAAACUCUGUGGAUUUUAAGACCUUGGCAGGUUCACCAUUGGAUAGACUGUUAACAAAUGUUGACGAGGAUGGACGUCUGUAUGGUGUCAGUGGAGGCUCUGGAGGCUACGCUGACACAAUAUACCGGCAUGCUGCUGAAGUACUAGCUGGAAAAGAAAUUGAAGGACCUCUUCAUUUUGAACCAAAACGGAAGAAUUCAGAUUUCCGUGAAUUAAAUCUGGAUGUGGAAGUGGAGGGGGAGAAAAGAGUUUUGAAGUUUGCCCUUUGUUAUGGUUUUCGGAACCUGCAGAAUGUUGUCAGGCAAAUUAAAACUGGAAAAUGUGAUUAUCAUUAUUUGGAGAUCAUGGCCUGUCCGUCAGGUUGUUUGAACGGUGGAGGUCAAAUCAAACCAAAAGAAGGGCAGUCGGCAAAGGAAUUAAUUCAAACAUUAGAAAGUGCUUAUAUGGAAGAUGUGGUGGUGGCUAACCCUUUUGAGAAUCUGUUAGUGAAGGGGUUAUAUGAUGAAUGGCUGGAGCAACCUGGUUCGGAGAAAGCUAAGAAGCACAUGUACACCCAGUAUCAUCCGAUGGUUAAAAACAUUACCUCUCAACUCCAUAACUGGUGAGGAGCACGAAAGAAACAUUAUUUGUUGGCUCUUUUUGUUUAUUCAAGCCGUAGGCACCAUCCCUUCACUACUGCUACUACCACGGAGAAGUUGAGUGUUGGAAGACUUCCUUGUCUAUGGCGGCAGUUGUUCAAUUUCAAGACAGCUUUCUCAGCACGUAACUCCCUUACUAGGUAGAUAUUAUUUAGAGGUAAAGCAGAUCAUCUUUCUGUCAUAAUCUCAUCACUUUUGAGAGAAAAAGAAACAAGUAUAAAUUAUUCACCAAGUAUAUGGAAUGUAUAUGUACGCAAGCCUUGUGGUUGACAGAAUACCAGAAUCUGAAUCCAGAGUUUGGACGGCGUUUUUCCUGUUUCUUCAGCUGUGCAAACUACAAGUGAUGAACAUAUGAAACUAUGAAACAAGUCUGGUAUAAGGGGUUGCGGCGUGUGUUCAUCCAACUGUUUCUGCCAUGUGUUGGAAAAUGCUAAGAGGUGCCGUGGCUACCGAUGGUAGAGUCAAGUCGAUUGGUUCACCAGAAUCUUUUCUAAUAAUAAGGUUCUUGUCAUGCCUUAUUAGUGCCCUUCAAGCUUCUUCAUUGUUAUUUUGUUUAUCUAGAGUGAUCCUGUAUAUAGUCACUCUUGGAAACAAUUUUUAUGUUAUGAAUUUUGGAUCAUUUUGAUAUUGUUAAAAAGCCAAAAAGAGCAACAGAUAUAUCUUAAAAUGUGAUGUUUGUUUGACUG
Molecule: messenger RNA, 2382 nt
Organism: Papaver somniferum (opium poppy)
Lineage: Eukaryota; Viridiplantae; Streptophyta; Magnoliopsida; Ranunculales; Papaveraceae
Product: protein NAR1-like
Exons: 12
Coding region: 230-1663 (477 amino acids)
Cellular component (GO): cytosol
Molecular function (GO): 4 iron, 4 sulfur cluster binding
Source: RefSeq, a predicted model, not a curated record